Molecule: messenger RNA, 600 nt
Organism: Alternaria metachromatica
Lineage: Eukaryota; Fungi; Ascomycota; Dothideomycetes; Pleosporales; Pleosporaceae
Exons: 3
Coding region: 1-600 (199 amino acids)
Source: RefSeq, a predicted model, not a curated record
AUGAACACAGAAGAGGAGCAAGAAGAAGCGCGCGCUCACAUUACUCAACGCAAUGCUACCGCCUCUCCACUUCUUCGUCUCCCCGCAGAGAUUAGAAACAUGAUCUUCGCCUACGCCCUGAGUCACGGCGACACCAAGCUACACAUCAUUCCCAGUAUACAAGACGGACCCGGUGGAACAGGCUGCUGGAAGCAUCGCAGCUGGCCAGAUCCUGUCAACGUCAGUCUGCUCUACGUGUGUCGCCAAAUUCACCUCGAGACCGCUCUACUUCCGUACGAGCUCAAUAUCUUUGUGGUCUACGGUCACUACAACGCUGUCAAAGACUUCUUCGAACGUAGAACAACGGCACAAAUCGGCGCUAUGGCGAGAGUUGAGAGGGGCCCGCAGGUGAAUAUGGGCGUGCGAACCGCGAGUGACUGGUCAGCUGUCUGCUCACACCCCAACCCCGAAUCCAGCGCGUUCACUUCCGAGAUUCAACCAAAGUACCCCAGCGUGUACUCCUCCAGAAUUGAGGUGAACAAGAAGCGCGCAAUCAAAGAGCAUGCGGAGAACUUGAAAGUCGAGGCCGCGCAACAGGACCAACGGCGGAACCAGAUGUAA